AUGGGAGGAAGAGACCACUCCGGCGACACCUGCAAACAAACUUCUCAGCUGACUUUUCCCGGAGCGAGAGGGACGGAUGAGUUCGAAGCAGCUCGUGCGAAACAAGGGCGUGAAAUACGACAAAGAGACUUUCAAAUAGAAAAGACGUGCGAGCGAUCGGACCGAGAGCCCAGAUCCCAGGCGACGAGCAUCAGGUAUCUGAUGAAUGGAAAGAACAUGGAGGUGAACAGAAAAGAGGUGCCUUUAUAUGGACAAGUAGAGGCUCGUGUAAAAUUACAAGCCGAAAUUCCAGAAGAUGCAGAGUUUUAUGUUGUCGUACAAGGCUCUGGACUUAUUCAUGUGACGGCAGCUCAAAGAGGUGGUGAUGGGCUGACCCUUUCCUUCACUGUUCCAGGCCAUGACCUGGCAGAGGCAGUCUCUGUGACCCCUUACUGUUACUCAAAGGACCGAGUGAAGCCGUGUGAGGGGGAAACAUCUCUUAUGUAUGUCAGGGAUGUUGCCCAGCAAGCAGCAGAGUACUUAAAAGCAAAUGGGGACCAUCUUGGACCACAGAGCUACCAAGAAGUCCUGAGGAAGUGUCCUGCAGUUUUUAAGGCAGCUGGUGUGGAGCCCAGCUCUGGACCCAGCGAGGUGGAGCCCAAACCAAGUCCAGGCGACGCAUCUGACUCAGCGCACCUGGACGAGAAGAUCACACAGGCUCUGGCCAACAUGGAUUACCCUCUGCAGUGGAAAAACACAGACGUUCAGCUGGGAGAAGGUGAAAGGUUUCUGACCUCACCCAAUCAGGAUGGAGAGAGCCCACUCCAGCUAGCCCAGAGGGAUGGAGGCCAUGACAUGUUCAGGGUGUUGGCAACUCGCUCAGAGCCUGAAACUGGACCUCCUUCGGGUGUUCAGUGCUUGUGGUCCGAUAACUCCUGCAUGUUAAGGUUUUGUCCAAGGACAAAUUCUGUCUUCCUCACUGUGCCGCACCCCCAGGACACCCAUGAAGUCUCUCAAGAAAAACUAAAAGAGCACAGCGUCCAAAAACUGAUCCGUGUGCUCAGAGCUCAUAAGGAAGACAAGAGGGAGAGAGAUGAUAAUCACUUGAAGAAUGAAGUCUUCAGUAAGAACCUUCAUGAGGAGGAACUUGUUCUGGGAGACAAUGUUUUCGAGGAGCAGUUUGUUUUGUCAAUGGAUAAGGACAAUAAUGAAGAGCAGAACCCAUUGCCAUCACCUGCAAAUUGGCAUCCCAUGCAGUCCGGUGAAGCUCAGGACCAGCUCACCCACCAUGCUACAGCGUCUUUGCCCUGUACGAUCACCAGCAGCAGUCCGAUCCUCGUACAUCAGGAUGAGCUUCAGGGAAGCGGUGUUGACAUUAAGCACAGGGUUAGUGGUGCGACCAGGACCAGCACAGGCACAGAUGGCAGUUUGUGGGACACGGAGGAUCUCCUUGCCACCGACACCCCUCCACCCUAUUCAGAAGAUGUCUACCCUGGCUCUGUUUCCUGCUCUCCUCUACUGUCACCUGUGGACCAGGCCCUCACCCGGCUGAACCGUCCCCAGUCAUCCGAACAGAGCAGUCAGAGAGACAGUCCGCCAAUGGAAACCUACGACCUCAGUCCCAGUCUGGUGGCUCUGGAAGUGGACAGUGAGGAUGAGAGCACUGAGCCGAAGUAUCCUCUUUCCCUGCUGCCAUCAGAUUUUGGGAAGGAUGAAGACAAAGGCGAAAGCUUUUGUCCGACCCCUGAACUGGCGUGCACUCGCAGCUUGUCAGCCUCAGCCUGUGUACCCCUUUUGAAAGAAUUGGGUGAGGAGGGGGUUAGAUUGCGCUCCUACUCCUACUCAGCCCCCAAAAUCAGUUUUCUUCCUGCUCGUUUCGCCCGGGACAACAACUCCUCGGACAUCGGCAAUGAGCAAAGAGCAGCAAGUAUAUCAGAUCAGUCUCAUGAAAAAAGAAUUGAAGAAGAGGAGUUGGAUAAGUACCAUAUUCCGAGCAAGACGGAGUCGGAGAAGUAUAAAGUAAUCCGUACCUUCAGUUUUCUCAAGAACAGGAUGUCAAGUACACGUAACAAAAGCAAGGGAAAAGGGAAGGACAGAGAGGCCAAGGAUCGGCAGCUUAAUGGACACCGCUUUGCGACAGGCUCCUGUUUGGGCCCCACAUUGUGCGUGGUGUGUUGCACUGCCAUCGUCCACAAGGGCUACUUCACAGUGAGAGAUGUUCCUCCUCAGUCCUCUGCACUUCCCAUAUCAACAUCUCUACCAGUAAUGACCCCAAAGGAAAGAAAGGACACAGUGACACAAUCUUCUUCACUGUCUGGAAGUUUCCCCAGCAGUGACAGUCAGCUCAGUGAGGGUUCCGAGACUGAAUCUAAUGUCCUGAAGCUGGGCAGUCAGUCAGAGGAGCUCCUGCCAACUCCUGUAUCCUCCACCUCCAAUAACUCAUCUGUUGGAGAGGACGGUGUGGACUCAUAUACCCAAAGUCUCAGUGACAUCUCAGCUGAUUCUGUGGAUUACGAGGCAGAGUCAUGGAGUCUUUCAGUUGAGCACAAGUUCUGCAAGAAGCAUGAAAAACGAGCUGUCAAGAGGCAAGAUGUGAUCUAUGAACUGAUGCAGACAGAGCUCCACCACCUUCAGACCCUGCACAUCAUGGGGGAGGUUUUCCGACGGGGCAUGAGGGACGAAGUGCAGCUGGACGCUGAAACGGUGCAGCGGGUCUUCCCCUGUCUGGACCAGCUGUCGCUUUUCCACCACGCCUUCUUUGCAGCUAUGAAAGAGCGACGGAACAACUCCGCUCAGCCGCAAGGACACAGGAACUACCUCAUACAGCGGAUCGGUGACAUCUUGGUCCAACAGUUUUCAGAUGAGAAUGGAGACAAGAUGAAGCAGGUGUAUGGAGAGUUCUGCAGCCAUCACAAUGAAGCAGUCGGCUUUUUCAAAGAGCUUCUGCAGCACAACAAGAGAUUUCAAACUUUCAUUAAGCAACAAGGGAAUAACUAUUUAGUGCGACGGAGGGAAAUUCCAGAGUGCAUCUUGCUGGUAACCCAAAGGAUUACAAAGUACCCGGUGCUGCUGGAGAGGAUCCUGGAGUACACUCAAGAGGGGACGGAGGAGCAUGCUGACCUUUCCAAAGCUCUGGUUCAGAUUAAAGACGUGAUAGCGGCCGUGGACCAGAAGGUCAGUGAAUACGAACGUCAACAGAGGCUACAGGAAGUGUGGAACCGCAUGGAGAACCGAACGGCGGCCAAGCUGAAGAACGGACGCACUUUCCGCAAGCAGGACAUGAUGGGGCCCGGACAAAUGCUCAAACACCAGGGCCUGCUGCUGUGGAAGACUGCCACCGGUCGGCUCAAGGAUGUCCUGGCACUCCUUCUCACAGACACCCUCAUCCUCCUGCAAGAAAAAGAUCAGAAGUACACAUUCGCUGUUGUGGACCAGAAGCCACCGGUCAUCGCACUGCAGAAAUUAAUAGUGCGAGAGGUUGCCAACGAAGAGAGAGGGAUGUUUCUGAUCAGUGCCUCAUCUGCCGGCCCAGAAAUGUACGAGGUUCACACGUCAUCCAAAGAGGAACGGAACACCUGGAUGAGGCUUAUCAGGGAGGCUGUGGAAAGCUGUCCGGAGGACGAAGAGGAGCACAUGAGCGAAUCCGAGGAGGAGAAGCGAGCCUCUGAAGCCCGUUUCCAAAAGAUCCAGAAGUUACAAGAGAGUUUGAUGAGCCAGGACCAGCAUAUUUGCUCUAGUCUGGAGGAGAAGCUUCAGAUCUAUGCAGAUCUCUCUGCUCUGAGUGGGAGGACGGGCGUUUCGGGAGAUGAACCGCGGUUGCUGAUCCAGGUGCAGUCUGAGGAGCUGCCAUUGGCUUCUGGGCUGCUGACUGCAGCUCUGAAAGAGGCUGAGAACCUGAAAGAGACACUGUCCAAGGCCCGAUCUCCUUCAAGUUACAGCCAAGACUCCGACCAGGACUCUGUGUUUGCCGCCAGCCCUGCUACUCUCACUGAGCCCAGCUCAGACUUUUCUGAGGCCUCCCCUGAAACCCCUGAGACCAGUGAGGAUGGCUGGGUUGAGGACUUUGUGCCUCAGACCCCAGCAGACCCACAAAAAGAUGACACUGACUUUAAGGUUUCUCAGAGUGUCCAAAACCUUUCCCAGCUCUUAUACAGUCUGCAGGCCACGGUGGCCAUCCAGGACACCUGCUACGAGGUCCAAAGGCUCCUACUUCAGGAGCGCGGGCGUCCCUCACCCCGUGCCCAGCGACAGUUCUUCUCCACCUUUCGGGGCAACACCCUGCAGGAGCAGGAGAAGCAGCGGAACCUGGAGAAGCGGAAGGAGGAAGUGGCCGCGGCCCAGCGGCUCCAGGAUCAACUGCGCCACGAAAAGGAGCGCUGGGAGCGAGAGUGCCAAGCGAGGGAGAGCCAACAGGGGGAGCAGGAGAGCAGGCUCAAGGAACGGGAGCAACGGUGUCAGCUGACAGCAGAGAAGCUGAAGCAGGAGAGGGACGAGUUUGAUGAGCAACUGGAGGAGUACCAGCAAAGCCUAGAGCGGCUCAGAGAGGGCCAAAAGAGCGUGGAGAGGGAGCGCACACGUCUGGAGAACCAGCAAAAGCUGUUCCACUCUUGGAAGCACGGGCGUCAGAGCAGCCUGCCCACUGUCACUCCUCACAUGGUCAUCCCUCUGGACGGCCAGCAGGACCCACCGCCAAGUCAGUCCAUAGCGCACGCCGGCAACGGGUCCGUGUUCGUGAACGAGGCUGCGUUCGCCAGCACCAGCAUCAACAACCGCCACACGCACCACAAAAGAAACGAUCCCAGCGCACACAACUGCCUCAACACCCUGCUGGCCAGAUCUAGCAGCAGGCAACCCGCUAUUGUUGCGGCUCCUCACAGCCAACUCGCAGACUCCCAGGAAUGGGUGAUGGGCACGGGAUACCACUGCAGCCCUGCGGGAAGGCUGGGGCUGCAGCACUCAGCCAGUGAGCUGGGCUACAAUGGAGAGACCUGGACAACAACAGCAAGCGGAGCUGACCCAUAUCUAGCGCUCCCUCAUCACAGUGACCCUCAGCUGGACUUAAGUGCGCUGGUUUCCUUGGAGACCGACAGCGAUGGGGAGGAGAGCAAAGAGGAAACUAUUGUGUAUCUCUGAAUGUGGAUCAAUCUCUGAUGCGAAGCAUUGGCAGCAUUUUUAUUUAUUUUUUGACAUUUUUGUUCUUUCCAUGUUGCUCUCAUUUCUUUUUUACUGAAAAUUGUAAGUUAUACAGCGAGCGGUUAAAAACCAUACUAUGCACUCGUCAUGCACCUUAGCUUAAUGUACCUCUUGGGUGUUUGGUGUCCGUCUUCUCUGCCUGCUUUUUUGUGUGUGUGGUCAUAUAUUGAGUGUCAUGUCCCCCGCAGCAACAACUUUUCCCCUUCCCCCAUUUGCUAUCCUUCAACUCCAGUCCCACACGUCUCCUUCCCUUGGGCUCUAUAUUUAUUAAAUUUGCCACUGAAGGAGAAAAAAUCAUUGAGCGCACCCUAUAUCAGUAAAACAUCAGGCUGUGUGUCUCCACCGGGGGGGUUGUCUCACCAUCGGAGUAAUUUACCCCUCCUCCUUUGAUCAGACAGAUGCUCCUUAUUUACAAUGCGGCCCUGGUGUGGAGCGCAGUUCAUUUGAAUUGAGAGAUGAGGAGAGACAGCAACUCUGCCACGCUUCUCAGACUUGCUUGCCAUAGUCAUAACUUAUGUCUUCUUGCUCUCCCUGUCUUUUUUUUUUAUAUAUAGAGAUAAAACACAGAUUCCUCUCUAAAAUAAGGAAGAAUUGGUCAUGGACAUUGGUUGAAUAAGAUGAUUUAAUUGUGGCAAAUGUCUUUGUUUCAUAAAGAAAUAACAUUGUUUGAAAAAGAAUCUAUUAACCAAUAGGAGGAUGAAAAUGAGAAAUAACACAUGGUGAAUGAAAUCAUUUUAAAGCACUAAUGCCAUUAUUUAAUGUGGCUCCAGGGACAGUCAGGUGAUCGAUCUGCCCAUCUCUUUGGUCCUGACAUAUAGACUGAAUGCCAUUAAAUGUCCUGUCAACAUUUACAGUCUCUGGAGAAUAACCUCUGUUUGGUUUUGAGUGAAAUUCUUGAUUGAUAAUGGUAUCAUCAUGGUUUUGGAACAAAAAUUAGUAUCUCCCUCAGGAUUUGUUGAAAGAGAGAUGGUCCUUUAACUUUUCAUCUUGAGCCGUAUUCAGCUCAAGCCUUUAAUUUACAAAGAACUGUGGUCUGUGAACCUUAAGGGGAAUUCUAAUUAAAGUCACCUGCACUUUAUGUGUUGAAGCAAAGGCAUUUUUUCUGUAGUAGUAAACUAAGACAUUUUUCCAUGAACGUUUUUGAUUUCCACAGAGCAGAGAUCUCAAUACAGCCUUAAAAAGCUUAUGGGGUGUAAAAUAUCCAGGGAAUAUCUUUCCUUGUGCCCAAAACCAAACAAAGCUGUCUUAUUGUUGGGACUCAUACAGAGCUAUUACACUUGAAUAUUAUAUUACAUUUGCAUAUCAUCUCUCAUGUGGAUUUUUAUGUAAACAGAUCUGUGCCAAUGCUUGGGUGUGUGUUGAUUCUUUUUUUAAUUACACUUAAAAGGCAAUUUGUUUAAUUACUGUUGUCGGUUCCCAGAAGGGGAAGAAGUCAGUGGCAGUAUUUUUGACACGGCGUUCUUACCAUGUAAAUACAUGUUUGUUGUUCUUUUAUUUAUUUAUUUAGUUAAAAAAAAUGUGUCCAACUGUGUUUUAACAAGGGUUGAGUUGUACUUGGAUGUGUAGCUGUGUACACAGAUAUGUUUCCUGGUUGUGUGUUCAUGUUUUAAGUAAUUAAGCCAUGGCUGUGAUGUCAAAAUUGCAAAAUUACAAUGUUUUAGUUUUUUCGCUGGGCUGUUUUCUUAUGUUUGUGACGUUUAUGACAAUAAAACGGAAUAUUUGUUCAAAGAAA
Messenger RNA from Menidia menidia (Atlantic silverside), 6904 nucleotides. The record is from the annotation of a GenBank genome assembly. Lineage: Eukaryota; Metazoa; Chordata; Actinopteri; Atheriniformes; Atherinopsidae.